UGUUAUUUGUUAGUUUUAAUCCGACUGUACACUACUUUGAAAGGAUGAACCUCAGUUUUGUGAUUUAGACCUCACUUGACCUCACUCCCAGAGGUCCACGGUUCAAUGUUUUUUUUCACCACUGGGAUGCUGACGGCGUUACCCGCCUACAUUUUUUUCCCUUGAGAACCCCUGUUGCAGACCAACUUCGGAAAACUGUAGUUCCACCGUAGAAACGCUAGAGGUCAGCAAUACUCCCCGUCGCGCAAUGACGUCGGUUGGGAAAAGUGUAGUCGAAUUCAUUUUAAACAGCGCUGUCUUUUCCUAUGUUCGAAAGGAAGCACAUUUUCAUCCCUCCUUGACCCUAUGACGUUUUCCACAAAGGUUAAGUAAAGGAUAGGAGAUUUAACUAUUCGUAGAGGAAUAGGGACACAGCUAAGGAGUCUCACCCAUGGUCUCACCGCGUCCGCCAUCUUGUCGUCACGUGACAGCACUUGGACGUUGGAUGUCCAUGUCCGACCUACAGGCUGCAGCGAGACCUUACGAGAGGCCGCGGGGAUGGCUCCAUGUAUCCGCUGCACACAGUGCAAUCUGCUGAACCGCCAGAAGAGGACGACGUGCAACGCAUUUAACACCGCUCAGUGUGGACACUGCCUUCCCGGGUUCUAUGAGCUCAGGAGUAUGAGGGGGCAGGUUGACCCUUCCUGUGUCCCCUGUAAUAAACUUGCCAUCCAUACAAGUUGUUUGCGUUUAAAACAUCAAGACUCUAAAGCACAAGGUAACAAGACACAAUCCAGAACGGUUUCCAUGGUUCUAGUUGGCUCGGCCACAGCUGCUUCGACGUUCCAGAUUAUCCUCAUACACCCUGCGGCCACACACCCACCACAGCUCCACACACAGCUGAGGGCUCCUCUUCUUCCUCCUCUUCUUCCCCCAACUCCUCCCAGCGAACUGAUGCCAUCGAGCAGGGAUAACGAGGUCCCUCCUGCUUCUAUUGUCAUCAACGUGACCAUUAAUAUCAAGCCCUCUGGACAGUAUGAGAACGCUCUGUGUGGAGAAACAGGACCAGACAGCAGAUACUCCACACAGCAGAUGGAGCAACACCUGCAGACAAUAUGGGACACAGCUCAAGGUCAGAGCAUCGACUUGCUGUACUACGACGCAAUCCAGGACAUGUCCCUGCUGCUGGGCUCCGCAGACCAUCGGGGCAGUGCCUUGCGGAGGUUCGCUCGUUUCCUUGGAGUCCCCCCUCAAAUCCUGGCCCACCUCCAUAGCGCCCCAAACUUUUUCCAUUACCUCCGUGCCUCCACCUAUAUACUGCUGCCCCAACUGGCUCAGGCUGCAGCACUCCUACCCUGCCCAGGGGUCGUUGCUAGGAUACACCAGGCCGUAAUGAAUAAGUGA
Molecule: messenger RNA, 1383 nt
Organism: Gadus chalcogrammus (walleye pollock)
Lineage: Eukaryota; Metazoa; Chordata; Actinopteri; Gadiformes; Gadidae
Product: tumor necrosis factor receptor superfamily member 27-like
Biological process (GO): positive regulation of canonical NF-kappaB signal transduction; positive regulation of JNK cascade
Molecular function (GO): signaling receptor activity
Source: RefSeq, a predicted model, not a curated record